CGAGACAUGCGCGACGGGCUGCGGCGCGUCCACCGGGGCGACCCCCCGCGAGCUGUCGGACGCGCGCCCUAAAGAAGCGAAGGAUCGCGCGCCCGCUCAGAAUCACGCGCCCGCUCAGAAUCACUCGCCCGCUCGCGCGGUCGUGCUCGCGGGAGCCCGUGGGUGCUCAAGACGUCGCCCGGACACUCCGGUGCCGUGUGGUUCAAGGGCGGUGACAAAUGUGAGGAGGUCGAGCGCCGAGGCGGACGCGGGACGAUACGGAACGCCAUAGCGGACUUCAAAGCGCACCCUGACAAGUACGUGGCGAUGAGGUACUUUCCGGACAUGCACGACGAGGACUGGGAAGAGCAGGACUGCACCCUGUUUUACCGCCCGACCAAACAAUCGUCGUCGCUCGCGUGUGAUAAGAGGAGCGGAGGCUGGACGGUUCUGGAGUGGACGUGCCACCCGCUGAGGCCGGACGUCGAGGUCAAAGACGACGGACACGAAAAGCGAUGGCUCCAGCCGUACGUGAAAGAAGAUCGAGGCAAGACGGUCAAGACGCGAGGCGUCUCCCCCGGGCGCGGCCAGGGCCUCGCGGACGUCCCGUCCCUCUGCCUGUGGAACACGAUCAGCCCGAACGAUCUCAACCAGGGAUCCGUCGCGAACUGCUACAUGAUCAGCACGUUCGCCGCGCUCGCGGAGUGGCCCGGCGCGAUCAAGAAGCUGUUUCGAAAGACGAAAGGCGCGGACGAGAUGCCGCGCUCGAACACUGCGAACGAGUACACGAUAACGCUUUACGAUCUCGAGAGCGCGCCAGUCGCGCGGGAAGUGGACGUCGUCGUGAACGAACGCCUCGCCGUGGACGUCGACAGCGGGGACAAGCUCGGGGUGGCGACAUCCGACUGCGCCGAGCUGUGGCCGUGCUACCUCGAGAAAGCGCUCGUGGCGCACUGCGGCGGGUGGAACGCCAUCGGGCACCGCGGGAAUGAAGGAGAGGUAUUAAGGAUUCUCACCAGAUGCCGCAACGCGUAUAACUUUACCCUCAAGGACUUCGCUCGCUGUGGGAACAUCGCCGGGGCAAAGCGCGGCAACAGAGUGCAAAAACGGAACGGGGAAGGUCGUUACAGGAUACCGUGGCCAAGCGCGAACGGCAAACCCGUGGUGCAGCCGAAAACCCAGGACGGUUGCAUCGACGCGCUGUACGCGUACGAUAAGGCAAACUACCCGAUGUGCUGCUCCGCGAUGCGGGACGGGAACACCGCGGCGACGCUCGCGGACGGUUUCAUCGACAACCACGCGUACACGCUCAUAAGGGUCGAGAAGAACGUCGCGGGGAGCGGUAUAGACAUGUUGCUCGUUCGGAAUACCUGGGGACGCGGGGAGCUCACGAGAGGAAGGUUUGUCGACGACGGACCAGGGUGGAAGAAGCACCCGGAGAUACAGAAGGCUUUGCGCCCCGUGUUCGAGGACGACGGCGCGUUUUGGGUCGAGAAGAGCGAGUUCUUCGAAUACGUCGACAGCGUCUGCGUGCUCGCGCUGGACAUGACGACGUUCGUGAAGAGCUCGUACAAGCCGACGCCGAUGCUGAAAUUGUGCCCACAGGUCGUCGACGCGUCCGUCGCCGCGGCGCGCGCGAAGGCGGAGGACGCGAGGAAGGCGGCGGCGGAGAGGGCGCGGCGGUCGAACGUCACGAUCAACUUAGAAUCGUAGUUUAGUCGUGAACAGAGAUCGUGUUUAUUAGAAAGAAAUUCAAUAGCUC
Molecule: messenger RNA, 1741 nt
Organism: Micromonas pusilla CCMP1545
Lineage: Eukaryota; Viridiplantae; Chlorophyta; Mamiellophyceae; Mamiellales; Mamiellaceae
Exons: 2
Coding region: 307-1692 (461 amino acids)
Biological process (GO): proteolysis
Cellular component (GO): cytoplasm
Molecular function (GO): calcium-dependent cysteine-type endopeptidase activity
Source: RefSeq, a predicted model, not a curated record